Messenger RNA from Pelobates fuscus (common spadefoot toad), 2037 nucleotides. RefSeq names its product PML-RARA-regulated adapter molecule 1-like. Gene Ontology annotation, molecular function: protein binding. Gene Ontology annotation, cellular component: plasma membrane. The coding region runs from base 80 to 1669 and encodes 529 amino acids. The transcript is spliced from 16 exons. Lineage: Eukaryota; Metazoa; Chordata; Amphibia; Anura; Pelobatidae. The record is from RefSeq and is a predicted model, not a curated record. Gene Ontology annotation, biological process: integrin-mediated signaling pathway; T cell receptor signaling pathway; protein localization to plasma membrane.
UGCAGGGAGUCAUUUCGUAUUCCUCUUUUUCUACGGACGUUUGGCUCUCACAGGUUGCAAAGUGAAUAGAUUUCUUAUUAUGGCAGAAACUGAAGGAUUUAAAAACAUACGUUCAAGAUUUGAAGCAGUAACUGAAAACCAAAAAUUAACAAAACCAUUACCUGGACUGAAGCCUGCUGUACCAGUCAAACCAAAUAUUCAGCCUUCAGGUGACCGAUACUUUAAAAGACCAAUCCCUAAAGCCUUAUCUUCUUCAAAUUUGCCAGUGUUACCAUACCGAGAACAUUUGAAAAAUGCAGGGAGCCAAAGAGCUAUAUCACGAACUACCUCCACAAUACGUCACAGAACACCGGGGGAAAAUCUUCAGGAAAAUGUUGUAAACAAACCUUCUUUACCCAUUAAACCGUUGGUUAAAAAACCUUCUACCGAUGUUUUGAAGACAAACUUCCAACUUCCAACUCAACUUCCAAAAAAUCAUAACCAACCCGAACUUGAUAAAUGCAAAAUUGUACCAAAGCUAAAACUUUUGCCAAGUAAAGCUGUACUUGGGACAAGACCAGAAAAACCUGCACGUCCUCCUUAUGUGGAUCUGGAAAUAUUCAAUGACUCUAGCGAUUCAGACACAUAUGUGGUGAUGAAGAGUAACCCAGAUUUAAGAUUGUCUGCAUCCCAACCUAAUCUUGCGACAGGCUCUCCAAAGCGCAACAUUUGGACGCCAACAGAGGAAAACGAGGACAUUUAUGAAAAUAUACAGCAAUAUCAUGGCAACAUCAAAGAAAAGUCUGUAUCAUUAUAUAAUUUCGUAAUAACAGAAACACCUGGACCAGAGGAAAUAUAUGAUGACAUAGACUCAAUAUCGGAGCAAAGAAAAUUGUCACUUCAAAGCAGCUCAUCGACAGAAACAAAUGUUUUAAUAACCAACUGGCGAAAUGACACAAACCUGAAAAAAAUGGAAAAAUUUGAAAUGGAGUUUAGAAGAAAAUUUCAGUUUGCCGGACCCAUUAAAGUGAUAACUCGAAUGAUGGUUGAUCCCAAUGCCAUAAUUCGGAAACCUGGAGAUAGAGACCUUCCAUACACACGAGGAGAAAUCAUAGAUGUUAUCCAACUUACAAAUGCAGAAAAAAUAUUAUGCCGCAACUUUGAAGGAAGAUUUGGCUACCUACCCAGAAAUGCAGUGCUUAAAAUAGAGAAACGUUUACGUGAAAGCCUUAGCAAGUCUGAUGAUAUUUAUGAUGAUACUGAGUUGAUAUCCAGUUCAUUCCCUGCCAUACCUUCAAAACCACGAUUUCAGCAUAGUUACGUAACAAGAAUGUUCCAAAGGAAGCCCUCUCAACCAAGACCUCAAACAGCAGCAGAAAUCCAACAAAAGGAGAAUUUAAAAAGACUAAAAAAUGAAGCAAAGGAAAUGAAAGAGUUAAAGAAGAAAUUCAAGAUUGAAGGAGAAAUAAAAGUUCUGACUCGUAUGAUGGUUGUUCCAAGUGCUGGGAAUAAAAGAGGAGGAGGAAAAGAUUUGCCUAUCAGCAAGGGAGAGAUCCUCGAAGUUAUUCAGUACACAAAUCAAGAAAAAAUAUUGUGCCGAAACAGUAAAGGAAAAUAUGGUUAUGUUAAACGAAGAUAUGUUUUACAAGCGGAAAGGGAGAUAUAUGAUGAUGUCGCUGUAAGAAUGUGAAAAAUAUGUGUAAGGAUAUUUAUCAAACUGCUUCAAAGAACAUGCUCAGUAUUCCAACAGAGACAUUAUAAAUAGCUUCAUUUAUCUAUGGAAAUUUUUUAUACCACAAAAAUAACCUUUUUAAAGUGACGUAUGGACAUUGCCAGAUAUGUUGGAUGUGACACCAGGGCUUCUACAACCAAGUCUUUUUUGUUUUACUUUUAUUUCACUUUUUUUUUUGCUACUAAUGAAGAGCAAAAGAGAAAAAUAAGCAUUAUAUUUACCUUUUGUUUUUUAAUGCAAUGUAGACUUUCCUUCACAAUAUUUGUUAAGGAAAUAUCCAGCUGUCUUUGCUAAUAAAGAUUUUUUUUGAUAGUAGUAUUAUGUAA